GCCGGCGAGGCGGCCGCGGCGGCGCAGGGAGCGAAGUACUCUACUCCGGCCCCGCUCGCGGCGGAGCGGCGGCGACCGCGUGGCUCAGGGCUCCGGCGAUCGGGAUGCGCCGCGAGAGCACCCUGGCUCUCGGAGAGAAGGAGGCGCGGCCUCAGCAGCAGCAGCAGCAGCAGACGGCGGAGGAGGACAAGCGCGCGGCCGCCGGCGGGAAGGCGAUCGCGAGUUACUGGGGCGUGGAGCCUUCGAAGGUCACCAGGGGCGACGGCACCGAGUGGAGGUGGACUUGCUUUCGGCCGACGGAGACGUACAAGGCGGACCUGUCGAUAGAUCUGAAGAAGCACCAUGCGCCGCUGACGUUCCUGGACAAGUUGGCCUUCUGGACGGUCAAGUCCAUGAGAUACCCCACGGACAUAUUUUCCAGAGAAGAUAUGGCUGCCGAGCGAUGAUGCUGGAGACCGUGGCAGCGGUGCCCGGCAUGGUCGGAGGACUGCUUCUGCACUGCAAAUCGCUGAGGCGGUUCGAGCACAGUGGUGGUUGGAUCAAAGCCUUGCUAGAAGAAGCUGAGAAUGAGCGCAUGCACCUCAUGACCUUCAUGGAGGUUUCGCAGCCAAGAUGGUACGAGCGCGCCCUCGUGUUUGCAGUCCAGGGCGUCUUCUUCAACGCCUACUUCCUGGGCUAUCUGAUCUCUCCCAAAUUUGCCCAUCGGGUGGUUGGCUACCUUGAAGAAGAGGCCAUACACUCCUACACCGAGUUCCUGAAGGAGUUGGACAAUGGAAGUAUCGAGAAUGUCCCUGCUCCGGCCAUCGCUAUCGACUAUUGGCAGCUCCCCGAAGGGUCCACUCUGAGGGAUGUCGUGCUCGUGGUGAGAGCUGAUGAGGCACAUCACCGGGAUGUGAACCACUUUGCAUCGGACAUACAUUAUCAGGGACGUGAGCUGAAGGAAGCUCCUGCUCCACUCGGGUAUCACUGAAUAUUGCAGGUCACUGAAGUGCUGUGAAGGAUGAAAUGUUCGUUAUAUGCUCGAGGACUAUGUCUUUUACUAUGAAAUAAUUUCGGUACUCAUUACAGUGUUUAUAAUCCACUGUUGUGUUCAUUAAAAUGAUUCUGGCUACAGGAGUUCAUCGUCGUGAACCUCAUGGUAAUUGUACUUCGAUUCCUUUUCCCCCUUGUGAAAUAACCCCAUCUUGCUGUUGCUGAAUAAAGAACUUAUGUUUGACCAAGA
Molecule: messenger RNA, 1222 nt
Organism: Eucalyptus grandis
Lineage: Eukaryota; Viridiplantae; Streptophyta; Magnoliopsida; Myrtales; Myrtaceae
Product: ubiquinol oxidase 1, mitochondrial
Exons: 4
Coding region: 443-970 (175 amino acids)
Biological process (GO): alternative respiration
Cellular component (GO): mitochondrion
Molecular function (GO): alternative oxidase activity
Source: RefSeq, a predicted model, not a curated record